AUGUGAGACACACCGGGAACAACUAUCCGUGUUCUGUACCACGUGUGAUGCAGCAAUCUGUCAUCAGUGCGCUCUGUUUGACGGGAAACAUGCACAGCACGCAUUUCGUCCUCUGGAUGAAGUGUAUAACGAGCAUGUGAAACAGAUUCAAAGUGAAAUGGAUCAGUUGAAACAUCGUCAUUUGGAAUUGAUUUCACUGUUCCAGGAUGUGGAGAAGAAUGUGCAAAUUGUGAAACAGGCCAAAGAGGAACGGGUUCGAGAGUUACGCAACGCGAUCGAACUAAUGAUUACGCGUCUCGAUUCACAACUUAAAUCAAAACUGGUCACACUGAUGGGUCAACGCAGUGAACUGUUUCAGGAAAUUGAACUACUCGAAGCCUUGUUGCAAGGCGUCCAGACCGAGUUGGACACGGUGUCCCGGGCGGAGAUUAUCAACCGGUAUCCGGAAAUUCUAGCCCUUUUUGCCGAAGUGCAUCGUAAACCGACCACCACAUUUGCCACAACUCCCGUCCCGGCAGAUUUCAUCAGGUGCGUUUCGUGUCUCGAUUCAUCAUAUGUUCGUUUUUCCGCGUCAGCUCUCCGUCUGUGUUUCCUACUUCACACUAUUGUGUCUAAUCGGUGUGUGUGUGUAAAGCAAAUUACAGUACGAUAG
Molecule: messenger RNA, 652 nt
Organism: Echinostoma caproni
Lineage: Eukaryota; Metazoa; Platyhelminthes; Trematoda; Plagiorchiida; Echinostomatidae
Source: the annotation of a GenBank genome assembly